AAAAAAAAAAAAAAGGGAAGAUCGGUGGAAGCGCUCGAAAUAGGGCGUGAGAGAUCGAUGUAUUUAAUUGCCUCUCCUUCCCUGAUUUCUUACUUGUUAUUUCCCUCCUCGGCACUUCGGCGUUCGUCUUCUCCGCUCCUCUGCUCUCAGCAAUCUAUCUUAUUUUUAAUUUUGUCAAUUCUCUCUCUCUCUCUCUCUCAUCGACUCCAUUUGCGGCCUGCUCGACUGAACUUGGGCUAAAGGAGGUCUUUUGAGUGGAACGCGGCAGGAGUGGAGCAGAGAGGAGUGGGUGAGAGAUGAAGUACGUGUUGGUGACGGGGGGAGUGGUGAGUGGGUUAGGGAAGGGGGUGACAGCGAGCAGCAUUGGGGUCGUGCUCAAAGCCUGCGGCCUCCGAGUUACCUCUAUUAAGAUUGAUCCAUACCUCAAUACUGAUGCUGGAACGAUGUCCCCUUUUGAACAUGGAGAAGUUUUUGUUUUAGAUGAUGGUGGGGAGGUGGAUUUGGAUCUUGGUAAUUAUGAACGAUUCCUAGACAUCAAACUAACACGUGACAAUAACAUUACCACAGGAAAAAUUUACCAGUUUGUCAUUGAUAAGGAGAGAAGGGGCGAUUAUUUGGGGAAAACUGUUCAGGUUGUUCCACACAUAACGGAUGCAAUACAAGAGUGGAUUGAACGGGUAGCACUUAUUCCUGUUGAUGGAAGAGAAGGGCCUGCUGACGUGUGUGUUAUAGAACUUGGUGGAACCAUAGGAGAUAUUGAAUCCAUGCCCUUUAUUGAAGCUCUUGGUCAGUUUUCUUAUCGUGUAGGCCCUGGUAACUUUUGCCUUAUCCAUGUCAGUCUUGUGCCAGUUCUAAAUGUAGUUGGUGAACAGAAAACUAAACCAACACAACAUAGUGUUCGGGGACUAAGAGGACUUGGAUUGACUCCCAAUAUUCUUGCUUGCCGCAGUGCAUUGCCUCUGGAUGACAAUGUGAAAGCAAAGCUUUCACAAUUUUGCCAUGUUCCGCUUGCAAAUAUUGUUACUCUUUAUGAUGUCCCAAACAUUUGGCAUAUACCAUUACUUCUAAGGGAUCAAAAGGCUCAUAAUGCUAUCUUGAGAGCUCUGAACCUCCAAGGCAAACUUCGAGAGCCCAUGCUAGAGGAUUGGACUAAAAUGGUUAAAAUCUGCGACAGUUUACAUGAUCCAGUUAGGAUUGCAAUGGUUGGAAAAUAUACUGGUCUUUCUGACUCAUACCUCUCUGUAUUAAAGGCCCUCCUGCACGCUUCUGUUUUAUGCCGAAGGAAACUCGUUGUUGAUUGGGUUACUUCUACUGACCUUGAAGACACAACUGCUCAGGAGGCGCCAGAUGUUCAUGAAGCAGCAUGGAAUCUAUUGAAAGAUGCAGAUGGAGUGCUAGUUCCUGGAGGUUUUGGUGAUAGAGGUGUCCAAGGAAAAAUUCUCGCAGCAAAAUAUGCUCGAGAAAAUAAUAAACCCUAUCUCGGCAUUUGUCUUGGCAUGCAAAUUGCAGUGAUUGAAUUUGCGCAAAAUGUCUUGAAUUUACAAGAUGCUAAUAGCACGGAAUUUGAUCCUAACACAAAGAACCCUUGUGUGAUAUUUAUGCCAGAGGGUUCCAAAACACAUAUGGGAGGGACAAUGAGACUUGGGUCUAGGAGAACUUACUUCAGUGUUAAAGAUUGCAAAUCUGCCAAGCUAUAUGGAAAUGUGGCAUAUGUGGAUGAAAGGCAUAGGCAUAGAUAUGAGGUAAAUCCUGAUUUGGUAGCGAAACUUGAAAGAUGUGGUAUUGCUUUUGUUGGCAAGGAUGAAAGUGGUAGACGUAUGGAGAUUGUUGAGCUGCCUUCACAUCCUUAUUAUGUUGGUGUCCAGUUCCAUCCAGAGUUCAAAUCUAGACCUGGAAAACCCUCUGCUGUUUUUGUAGGUUUAAUAGCUGCUUCGUGUGGGCAACUGGAUGUGCACCUAAAAUCUAAGGGAGACAACAAUUUGCCUCAAACAAAGCAGAAUACAAGAAAUGGUUUUCCUGCAAAGGUUUGCCAGAACGGACACGCGAAGAACUUGCCAAAUGGAGCGUAUUAUGCAAACGGCAAUGGCGUGCACGCUUAAUUUCAUUCAGCUGAUCUCAGUAGUUUGGUUUUUAGGAUUCAUUAUGUGGUUUCGUAUAUACACAAUUUGAUUGGUUUUAAAGUUUCUGUUCCAGGAUAUAGCAGCAGCUAAUAGCCAUUGCUGGCAAUCGAGCUUGUUCCAGGGUUUUUUAGCAAGGGACGGCCAAUUUUAUUUUUGGCGCAGACAGAUAUUGAUGUUGUGAUACUACUUUUUUUUUUUUUUUUAAUGAUAGUUUUUUGAACUCUUCUUCCAUUUUUAUUUAGUAGUUGAUGUUUUUUUGUUUUUUUUUUCCCUGUAAAUUAAGUCUAGUUGCCAAGUUAUAUGUAAGGAUUGUUAGCUUCAAUUUA
Molecule: messenger RNA, 2446 nt
Organism: Phalaenopsis equestris
Lineage: Eukaryota; Viridiplantae; Streptophyta; Magnoliopsida; Asparagales; Orchidaceae
Product: CTP synthase-like
Exons: 21
Coding region: 297-2099 (600 amino acids)
Biological process (GO): pyrimidine nucleobase biosynthetic process; CTP biosynthetic process
Molecular function (GO): identical protein binding; CTP synthase activity
Source: RefSeq, a predicted model, not a curated record